Molecule: messenger RNA, 3275 nt
Organism: Ziziphus jujuba (common jujube)
Lineage: Eukaryota; Viridiplantae; Streptophyta; Magnoliopsida; Rosales; Rhamnaceae
Product: heat shock 70 kDa protein 15
Exons: 10
Coding region: 293-2863 (856 amino acids)
Biological process (GO): protein folding
Cellular component (GO): cytosol; nucleus
Molecular function (GO): ATP-dependent protein folding chaperone; ATP binding
Source: RefSeq, a predicted model, not a curated record
ACCCCAAAUCGAAAUACUUGAAAAACACAAAAAACCUGGAAAAUUCCACACAAACGCCCUCGGCCCUUAAUAAGGACCAUCUUUUACCUCCCAUACCUCGCUCUGUUUCCUCGUAAAAGCGUUUCGUAGAGAGUUCCAGAAGAAACUCCUGAAGAAGCCUCGCUUUGAUUUUAUUUUUUUUUUAUUUCGUUUAAAUCAUUCGGUCGUGAUCUCAGAGUCGCAUUCAAUCGCUCUGCAGAUUGCCUUUCUAAAUCUUGCUGAUAUAAACAGAUAAAUUUAAAGUUUAGCGAGGAUGAGCGUUGUUGGUUUUGAUUUUGGCAAUGAGAGUUGCAUUGUGGCCGUUGCAAGGCAAAGGGGGAUUGAUGUCGUGCUCAAUGAUGAGUCUAAGCGUGAGACCCCUGCCAUUGUAUGCUUUGGUGACAAACAGCGGUUUGUUGGUACCGCAGGCGCUGCUUCAACUAUGAUGAACCCAAAGAAUUCUAUAUCUCAGAUUAAGAGGCUAAUUGGCCGGCAAUUUUCUGAUCCUGAGUUGCAAAGGGAUAUCAAAUCGUUGCCUUUUGCUGUUACCGAAGGACCUGAUGGUUAUCCUUUGAUUCAUGCUCGAUAUUUGGGAGAAUCAAAGACAUUCACACCAACCCAGGUUCUGGGAAUGGUGUUGUCAAAUCUGAAAGGCAUAGCUGAAAAGAAUUUGAAUGCGGCUGUUGUUGAUUGCUGCAUUGGUAUUCCAGUUUAUUUCACUGACUUACAAAGAAGGGCUGUCUUGGAUGCGGCCACAAUUGCAGGCUUGCAUCCCCUUCGCUUGAUUCAUGAAACUACAGCAACAGCCUUGGCUUACGGUAUCUAUAAGACAGAUUUACCAGAGAAUGACCAAUUGAAUGUUGCCUUUGUGGAUGUUGGACAUGCAAGCAUGCAAGUUUGUAUUGCUGGAUUUAAAAAGGGUCAGCUGAAAAUAUUAUCUCAUGCAUUUGAUCGUUCUUUGGGUGGUAGAGAUUUUGAUGAAGUACUUUUCCAGCAUUUUGCGGUAAAAUUUAAGGAUGAAUAUAAGAUUGAUGUAUUCCAAAAUCCAAGGGCUUGCCUAAGGCUUCGAGCUGCUUGUGAAAAGCUGAAAAAGAUGCUUAGUGCAAAUCCUGAGGCACCUCUAAAUAUUGAGUGCUUAAUGGAUGAGAAAGAUGUUAGGGGGUUCAUCAAGCGGGAGGAAUUUGAGCAAAUUAGUGUUCCUAUUCUGGAACGUGUGAAGAGACCUUUGGAACAGGCUCUUGUAGAUGCAGGCCUCACAGUUGAGAAUAUUCAUACCGUUGAGGUGGUUGGUUCUGGUUCUCGUGUUCCUGCCAUAAUUAAGAUAUUGACCGAGUUCUUCAAGAAGGAGCCUAGGCGCACAAUGAAUGCAAGUGAAUGUGUUGCCAGAGGUUGUGCCUUGGAAUGUGCAAUUCUUAGUCCAACAUUUAAAGUGCGAGAGUUUCAGGUAAAUGAGAGCUUCCCAUUCUCAAUUGCUUUGUCAUGGAAAGGUGCUGCUCCUGAUGCCCAGAAUGGAGCAACUGAUAACCAGCAAAGCACUGUUGUCUUCCCUAAGGGAAAUCCUAUACCAAGCGCUAAGGCUCUUACAUUUUACCGAGCUGGCACAUUCUCAGUUGACGUACAGUAUGCUGAUGUCAGUGAGCUGCAGGCACCUGCCAAGAUCAGUACAUAUACAAUUGGUCCUUUUCAAUCUACAAAAAGUGAACGAUCAAAACUAAAGGUCAAAGUUCGCCUGAACCUGCAUGGGAUUGUCUCUGUGGAAUCAGCAACACUUUUGGAAGAGGAAGAAGUUGAAGUCCCAGUAUCAAAAGAGCCACCAAGGGAACCUACUAAGAUGGAAACUGAUGAAACUCCCAAUGAUGCUAUUCCCCCAAGCUCCAGUGAAUCUGAUGUGAAUAUGCAAGAGGCCAAGGGAACGACUGAUGCUCCAGGAGCAGAAAAUGGAGUUCCAGAGUCAGGAGACAAGCCUGUUCGGGUGGAAACGGAUAACAAGGCUGAGGUGCCAAAGAAAAAGGUAAAGAAAACAAAUAUUCCAGUAGCUGAGUUGGUAUAUGGAGGAAUGAAUCCAGCAGAUGUACAAAAAGCAGUAGAAAAGGAGUUUGAAAUGGCACUACAAGAUCGUGUAAUGGAAGAAACAAAGGACCGGAAAAAUGCUGUUGAGGCAUACGUUUAUGAUAUGAGAAACAAGCUCAGUGACAAGUAUAAUGAAUAUGUCACUGCUUCAGAGAGGGAAGACUUUAUUGCUAAACUUCAGGAGGUAGAAGAUUGGUUGUAUGAAGAUGGUGAGGAUGAAACUAAAGGUGUUUAUGUUGCCAAGCUUGAGGAACUCAAGAAGCAAGGAGACCCAAUUGAAGAGCGAUACAAGGAGAGCACAGAGAGGGGAACUGUGGUUGAUCAGCUUGUUUAUUGUAUUAAUAGUUACAGAGAAGCUGCAAUGUCAAACGAUCCAAAGUUUGAUCACAUUGAUGUUUCGGAGAAACAGAAGGUCUUGAAUGAAUGUGUUGAAGCAGAGGCCUGGUUGAGAGAGAAAAAGCAGCAGCAGGAUUCACUUCCCAAAUACGCUGCCCCUGCCCUAUUGUCAGCUGAUGUGAGAAAGAAGGCCGAAGCAGUUGACAGGUUGUGUAGGCCUAUAAUGACGAAACCUAAACCAGCACCACCAAAGCCGGCUACUCCAGAAACACCUCCAACCCCACCUCCUCAAAGCGGUGAGCAGCAAACUCAGACUGGGGAAGCUAAUGCUAAUGCAGGCACCGAUAAUGCAGCAGCAGCUGGACCCGGUGAAGUACCCCCAGCUUCUGCAGAGCCAAUGGAAACUGACAAGUCAGAAGGUGCUCCAAGCAACCCAUAAUUCUGUAGAGUAGCUUGCCUUUUUAUGAUUUAUGCAAGGCAAUGAUUUAGUUCCAGUGUAAAAGAGAAACUUUACAAUUUGAGUUUGAGACAAGUCUUUUAGCGGGUUGGCAGCUGGAGUCUUGUGGAUGUUUUAAGGACUUUUUUAGUCUGGGAAAGCCUAUUUUAAGUUUGGUUGUCGGCCAGUUUUUACGAUUAUUUAAAUGGUCUCUAGAAUCCGGAUUUUUUUAGGAAGGUUUUAAGAGAAUGUCACCGUUGAAUCCCCUUCUUUAUGUUCUUUUGUUUGGGGAUAAAGACGAUGAAAUUUGUUAUUUUUAAAGUGUUCAUUUACAUCAGUGUGUCAUCCUUCAUCGGUUAUAAUCUUGUUCAUGGAAUUUACUUUCUGAAGUUGUGAAGAUUGGAAGAUUUCCUCA